Molecule: messenger RNA, 1304 nt
Organism: Anopheles funestus (African malaria mosquito)
Lineage: Eukaryota; Metazoa; Arthropoda; Insecta; Diptera; Culicidae
Exons: 1
Coding region: 117-1304 (395 amino acids)
Source: RefSeq, a predicted model, not a curated record
CCACGAAGAGCAGCCGAUAAGAAGAAAACAACCAGGCAACAUGAUCAGCAGAUGAAUUGCAGAAAAUACACCGGCAAGUAAAGGAGUAACUAUUAAUCAAUGCAAAAUAGACAGGUAUGUCAAAACUAAUAGAAUUAGUUCAAAAAUUACAAUAUAUCCUUAAGAAAUUAAACGAUAAAACUCAAAAAUUAAGAACGAGUAGACUAACACAACUAAAAUUGCAAGCUGAGGAAUUACAUAAGGAGAUCCAAAAGGAAAUAGAAAUAAAUAACAGAAAAUACGGUAUAGAGGAAAUAAUACAGCUAAAACGCACCGCAAAAAAUGCAUGGGAAGAAAUCUGCUGCAAAAUAGAAAACGAAUUGAUAAACUCGUCGUUAGAAAGUUUAGCCGAGGAAACAGAGAUAAAAGAGCAAAAACCUCAGGCAACAUUUAAAACAAAAGGAAUAAAAAUGACUAAUUUCGAUAUAAAAUUAGCCACAGGGCUAGUACCCAUCUACGAUGGAUCAGCUGAAUUGUUUAGCACCUUCGAAGAUGCCUCUAAGUUACUGUUCGAGUUGAACGAACAACACGAAGAAAUGCUAGUAAAAUUCUUAAGAACUAGAUUAACAGGUAAAGCAAGAAUAGGAUUACCAACAUCGAUAACAACAUUCAAGGAACUAUUGGAUGAUAUAAAAUUAAGGUGUGAAGAGAAAACUAAUCCGGACAAAGUAAUAGCAAAACUUAGAGCAAUAAAAUCCGGAGAUACUCAAAAGAUUUGCAAUGAAGUAGAAUUGUUGACAGCAAAGUUAAAGGUAAUUUACUUAGAACAAGGAAUCCCAGAAAAAGUGGCAAACGACAUGAUCGUGAAAAAAGGAAUAGAUACUCUAAAGGAGAAGAUCACUAAUGCGGAAACAAAAACGCUUCUGAAGGCAGGAACAUUUACGACCAUAACAGACGUUACACAAAAAGUAAUGGAAAACGAGGGUGAUGAGACUAACAAGCAUGUUUUCAAUGUUAGAAUGCCUGACAAACCAUACACUAGGAAUAACACUUACAAUAACAACACAAAUCACAGAUACAACAAAUACAAACAAAACUACGCGUAUCACCAGAAGCGAGUUACUAACAACUACAACGACAGAAACAGGUACAAUUCAGAUAAUAGGCCACAACAAAAUUAUAGGGCAAACCCACAAAACACUAGAAAUCAAAACUGGCGAACAAAUAAUAAUCGCCGUAUUUACCAAACGUCAGUACAAGCACAGGGAAACAAUUUUUUAGAUCAACCCAUGUCGUCCCAAAUCAACGACAUAUAUUUGCAAUAA